GCAGCGUCCAGAGCCUCCCCCUCCCACCCAGGCGGGACCUGGGGGCUCCGGCCGGAUCCAUGGGGGCGGCAAGCUGCGAGGAUGAGGAGCUGGAAUUUAAGCUGGUGUUCGGGGAGGAAAAGGAGGCCCCCCCGCUGGGCCCUGGGGGCCCUGGGGAAGAGCUGGACUCGGAGGAUGCCCCUCCGUGCUGUCGUUUGGCCCUGGGGGAACCCCUUCCUUAUGGUGCUGCCCCUAUUGGUAUUCCUCGACCCCCACCCCCUCGGCCAGGGAUGCACUCACCACCACCCCGUCCCGCCCCUUCACCUGGCACCUGGGAGAGCCAGCCACCUCGGUCGGUGAGGCUGGGGGGCCCAGGAGGCACUGCGGGGGGUACUGGGGGCGGUCGUGUUCUCGAGUGUCCCAGCAUCCGGAUCACCUCUAUCUCUCCCACGCCUGACCCACCGACCUCACUAGAGGAUGCUCCUGAAACUUGGGGGGACGGCUCUCCUAGAGAUUACCCUCCACCAGAAGGCUUUGGGGGCUACCGAGAGGCUGGAGGUCAGGGCGGAGGAGCCUUCUUCAGCCCGAGCCCUGGCAGCAGCAGCCUGUCUUCGUGGAGCUUCUUCUCUGAUGCCUCAGACGAGGCAGCCCUGUAUGCAGCAUGCGACGAAGUGGAGUCUGAACUUAAUGAAGCAGCCUCCCGUUUUGGCUUGAGCUCUCCACUGCCCUCGCCCCGGGCUUCUCCUAGGCCAUGGACCCCGGAGGAUCCGUGGAGCCUAUAUGGUCCAAGCUCCGGAGGCCGAGCGCCAGAGGAUAGCUGGCUACUUCUCAGCGCUCCUGGGCCCAUCCCAGCCUCCCCUCGGCCUGCUUCUCCCUGCGGCAAGCGGCGCUAUUCCAGUUCCGGAACCCCAUCUUCGGCCUCCCCAGCUUUGUCCCGCCGGGGUAGCCUUGGGGAAGAGGGUCCAGAGCCACCUCCACCACCCCCAUUGCCUCUGGUCCGGGACCCUAGUUCCUCUGGCCCUUUUGACUAUGUGGGUGCUCCACCAACCGAGAGCGUCCCUCAGAAAACCAGGAGGACUUCUAGCGAGCAAGCAGUGGCCUUGCCUCGGUCUGAGGAGCCUGCCUCGUGCAAUGGGAAGCUGCCCUCUGGUACAGAGGACUCCGUGGCUGCUCCCGGGGCUCUGCGGAAAGAGGUGGCUGGCAUGGAUUACCUAGCAGUUCCUUCUCCCCUCGCUUGGUCCAAGGCCCGGAUUGGGGGACACAGCCCCAUCUUCAGGACCUCUGCCCUACCUCCCCUGGACUGGCCUUUACCCAGCCAGUACGAGCAGUUGGAGCUGAGGAUUGAGGUACAGCCCAGAGCUCACCAUCGAGCUCAUUAUGAGACUGAGGGCAGCCGGGGAGCUGUCAAAGCUGCUCCUGGAGGUCACCCUGUGGUCAAGCUCCUAGGCUACAAUGAGAAGCCAUUGACUCUACAGAUGUUCAUUGGCACUGCAGACGAGAGGAGCCUGCGGCCCCAUGCCUUCUACCAGGUGCACCGGAUCACUGGCAAGAUGGUGGCUACAGCCAGCUAUGAAGCUGUAGUCAGUGGUACUAAAGUGUUGGAGAUGACUUUGCUCCCAGAGAACAACAUGGCUGCCAACAUUGACUGUGCUGGAAUCCUGAAGCUUCGGAAUUCAGACAUUGAGCUACGGAAGGGCGAGACAGACAUCGGGCGCAAAAACACACGUGUGCGGCUGGUGUUCCGUGUGCACGUGCCUCAGGGUGGCGGGAAGGUCGUCUCUGUGCAGGCAGCAUCGGUGCCCAUCGAGUGCUCCCAGCGCUCAGCCCAGGAGCUGCCCCAAGUGGAGGCCUACAGCCCCAGUGCCUGCUCCGUGAGAGGAGGGGAGGAGCUAGUGUUGACUGGAUCCAACUUCCUGCCAGACUCUAAAGUGGUGUUCAUUGAGAGGGGCCCUGAUGGAAAACUGCAGUGGGAGGAGGAGGCCGCAGUGAACCGGCUGCAGAGCAGUGAGGUGACACUGACUCUGACCAUCCCUGAGUACAGCAACAAGCGGGUGUCCCGGCCAGUCCAGGUCUACUUUUAUGUCUCCAAUGGGCGGAGGAAGCGCAGUCCCACCCAAAGUUUCAAGUUCCUGCCUGUGAUCUUCAAGGAGGAGCCCCUACCAGACUCAUCUCUCCGGGGCUUCCCUUCCACAUCGGGUCCCCCCUUUGGCCCCGACAUGGACUUCUCACCGCCCAGGCCCCCUUACCCCUCCUAUCCCCAUGAAGACCCUGCUUAUGAGACUCCUUAUCUGUCAGAAGGCUUUGGUUAUAGCACACCUGCUCUGUACCCCCAGACGGGGCCCCCACCGUCUUAUAGAUCUGGCCUACGGAUGUUCCCUGAGACUGGGGGUACCACAGGUUGUGCCCGCCUACCUUCAGUCUCCUUUCUUCCGCGCCCCUUUCCUGGUGAUCAGUAUGGAGGACAGGGCUCCUCUUUUGCCCUGGGGCUUCCAUUCUCCCCUCCAGCCCCCUUUAGGCCUCCACUACCUUCCUCCCCACCACUCGAAGACCCCUUCAACCCCCAGAGUGCUGUCCACCCCUUACCUGCUGAGGGCUACAAUGAGGUGGGGCCAGGCUAUACCCCUGGGGAGGGGGCUUCGGAGCAGGAGAAAUCCAGGGGUGGCUACGGCAGCGGCUUCAGAGACAAUGUGCCUAUCCAGGGUAUCACCCUGGAGGAAGUGAGUGAGAUCAUUGGCCGAGACCUGAGUGGCUUCCCUGCACGUCCUGGAGAAGAGCCUCCUGCCUGAACCACAUGUAGUGGCCCCAGAAGUCCCGCCUCCUUGCCCUCUUAACUGGGGUGCUGGCUCCAGAAGCUUGGGGCCAACUCUAGUUUCUCUUUGCCCAGCUUCUACCUUCCUGUAUCCCCUUUCUCUCCCGGUUAAGGUGUGGCCCCCAGGCCUGGUGCUGCCUUGAAAGGGACUGAGGGUGUGGAGGACAGGGCGAGGGUGGAGCCUGAGGCUGGGUGCCAGAACUGACUGGGACGAAGAUGCUGUCCAGGCUGUUCAGGCUAUGAUGCUGGCAGGCUGGACAGGUUGAUGGGUAAUAAACUGCUUGCUGCCCGGUG
Molecule: messenger RNA, 3082 nt
Organism: Rattus rattus (black rat)
Lineage: Eukaryota; Metazoa; Chordata; Mammalia; Rodentia; Muridae
Gene: Nfatc4
Product: nuclear factor of activated T cells 4
Exons: 10
Coding region: 60-2765 (901 amino acids)
Biological process (GO): regulation of transcription by RNA polymerase II; calcineurin-NFAT signaling cascade; cytokine production
Cellular component (GO): transcription regulator complex
Molecular function (GO): transcription factor binding; RNA polymerase II cis-regulatory region sequence-specific DNA binding; DNA-binding transcription factor activity, RNA polymerase II-specific
Source: RefSeq, a predicted model, not a curated record